AUGUUAUUUUCAAAUUUAGACAAACUAAUCCAAUUUGUCAUGUUAAUUUAUACUACUGACAACUUUAUUCGUUUUGUAUUAAUCUCGUCAUCUGUAACUACAAAUAGAUUGCAUCUAUAUGAAAAUAUGAACCAGUCAUCAGAAUAUUUAAAAAUGAAUGGUUUGCAGCGAACUAAUUUCAAAUUUUCACAGAAAUAUAAACAUGUAAAUGACCAACGUCAUCAUCAACAACGUUCAGACGUACCUACAAGGUUGCCUUCAGUUCAAGAAUGUAUAUCAGAUCAAUAUAAUUACAGUGUUAUUAAAGGUUGUUUAUGUUAUUUAUUUCAAAGCACUGGAUUAAGUAAUGGUUCGUUUGAAUUUAUAACAAACUUGCAUUUAAAUUUAUUUUGGAACAAAACAUCCAAAUGCAUAAUUUAUACAUUCGUUGGUGAUUUAAAAGAGAUCGUACAUGUACGUUUACUGGAAUUCAGCCUGCCAAUGAAAAUACGAAAAAUUGGAAGUAAUAAAUGUACUACACAAUUUAAAGUUUAUCAUCAGUUAGAACGAGCAGAAUUGAUGAGUAAUGAUCAACCGGAUUAUGAAUUAUGCGGCCAACACUUAAAUCAACUCCCUGUUCAUGAAUUUCAUUCGUAUGGACGUGUCAUGAUUAUUGAAUUGGAUCAGAUCACUAAAGAGAAGCAAAAAGUUAUAGGAUUUUAUGAAUUUCUUGACAGAGAUGCAUAUCACACUGAUGGACUACCAAUCAAAGCAACACAAUGUGAUCAACUAUUUUUCAGUUCAUCCUAUAUCACAAUUCAAGAUGAUCAUAACCAACAGAUAUCGCCUAAAAGCAGUAGUUUAAAUCAACAUCAUAAGGGCAGUAAUGAAGAAUUAUUUUCUUCACGUACAAAAACAAACGGGAAAUUUUUCAGUCCUAAUUAUCCACAGUUUUAUAAAGCAUCGAUGUUAUGUAAAUAUUAUUUUCUAGCUCAUUAUAAUGAACGUAUUGUAAUCAAAUUAAAUCAUGUGCAAUUAUGGAGUUACAAAAGUUGUCAUUACACCUCAAAACGUGAUACAAUUCAUUUUCAUGAAAUCACUACUUCAUUAUUUGAUUUAAAUUACUCUUCAUUUUUUCAAUUGGAAAAGAUUAUCCAAAACCCAAUUGUUUAUGAAUUAAAAAAACAAUUAUUGUUCUUAUGUGGUGAUAAAGAACAAACUAUAAUUAGCUCAGAUAAUCGAUUUAUGAUGCUGACUUUACAAACACAUGUAGACAGUGUUGGAGCUCGUGGAUUUGAAGGAGUCUAUCAAUUUUUAAGUAAAGAAAGGUUAUCUUACAGUCAAGAAAAUCAUGAUGAUAAGGACAUAUAUAAACAUAUCGAUAAAGAACUAUUUCGAGAUCCAACUACUAAAGGAUUCAUGAAUACUGAAAUUGAUUCGUCAGUUCAAAAAAAGACUAAUCAACAAAUAAAACACAUCUGGAUGAAUCCAUCGAAACUUCAAGGAACAAUAAAAUCUCCGAAUUAUCCAUCAUUUUAUCCACAGAAUUGUAAACUAUUAUACAUUAUUAAUAUACCUGAAAAGAGAUUGCUUCGAUUGAAAUUUUCAGAUAUUCAGUUAGGAAGUAACAUACCGAGUACCAAAUGUACGCAACAUGUGGGUGAUCGUAUAGAAAUCUAUGAAAAGAAUUAUUUAAAUAUUACACCCAAUUUAAUUUUGUGCGGGACAUCAGUACCACAGGAACAAAUAAUGUUCAAUAAUAAAUUUGAAGUGCAACGUGUAUAUAUUUAUUUUAUUACAGACCAUAUAACAAGUACAAAUGAGCUUGGUUUCAUGUUGUCAUAUGAAUAUUCCACUAAGAAUGAUUAUACUGAGAAUAAUAACAAAUUAUUUCUUAUUCGUAAAGAUUUAUCCGACAAGGUUGAUGAUGGUAAGUAG
This is a messenger RNA of Schistosoma haematobium, 1917 nucleotides long. It is a transcript of the gene SOL-1, whose product is annotated as CUB domain. Bases 1 to 1917 code for a protein of 638 amino acids. The record is from RefSeq and is a predicted model, not a curated record. Lineage: Eukaryota; Metazoa; Platyhelminthes; Trematoda; Strigeidida; Schistosomatidae. The transcript is spliced from 8 exons.